AUGAAGGCGAAGGCGGGGGCUUCUAGUAGCCGGCCAAGGCAGGUGCGCGAAGACCACCAAACUACCCUACUGCCUUCUGUUAGGCGUAAAGGAAAGCUUUCACUUGGAGGCCCUCCUCUGGGUGCGAGAGCCUAUAAAAUGAAGACUCUUGGUGUAGGCAGAAAGGGUGCGCAGGAGGAAAGCUCCUCCCCUGUCUUGUCUGAUGGCGAGAAAGUGGGUAAUGGGGACAUCCCAAAUACAGACCCAGUUAUAGAAGACUCGGACUCAGAGGAAGAUGAGCUAUGCUUUGAAAUCAAGAAACGAGAACCGAAGAAGGCCGAUACACUGUCAAACCAGUUCCCUCAAGCCAUGUAA
Linum trigynum is the source of this 354-nucleotide messenger RNA. The record is from the annotation of a GenBank genome assembly. NCBI's taxonomy places the organism in Eukaryota, Viridiplantae, Streptophyta, Magnoliopsida, Malpighiales, Linaceae.